GCCACGCACCCACAUGAGUAUCAUCGAUGUGUUGAUUACCUCUUGAGCUUUUCCUCGAUAGAGGCUCCAAUGUACAGCUCCAUGUGCCUCAUCCACCGUCUGGCCACCGCCUCGACGCCCUCGUCAUCGCCGUCGAGCAGCUCGCUGAGGGCACUCAUGAUCUGGGUCAUGGCGCAGCACAGCUUGGCCUCGCACGAGCUCCACACCGCAUCACACAACUGCACACACAACACACGCAGUCAGAGGAAGGGCGCAAACAUGAGACAGGCAGAGAGGUGGCGUGGCCUGGCGUGGCGCGGCGUGCUCUGGUUGAUUGUAUACAAUACACACAUACCAGGACGACGGCGAGUUUCUGUUUGGCAUUGGGGUGCGCCAGCUUCUGCAGUAUCAGAUUGGUGAACUCGAUCAACUGCACACACAACACAAGCGAUAAAUACUUCCUGCUGUCUGUAAGGCAAUGCAUUCCACACAUGUCUGUCUGUCUGCCUGUCGGUGUGACUGACCUUGGUGUCCUCCUGCGACAUCCGCACGCCGACAGCGACCGCCACGCACUUGACCGCCGUCCAAACACCCAGACAGAGAUGCACGCCACCCACACUUAUCUGCGUGCUGCCGCCAUUCUCAGCUGCCGUGCCACCGCUGCUGCUGUUGGUAAAGUCAUGCUGCACCAGUGGGUGGCUGCUGUCGAUGCGCGGCAUCAGGUUGAGCACAUCCAGAAGGGACACACACGCGGGCAACAGAGACGACACGAACACGUCCGAGGUGCUCUCACCUGAGCGAACGAAUGACCAACCGACCAUACCGACCAUCCACAGUAAGCGAUGGCUGUUUCCUUUUGUGAGUGAGUGGAUGGCUGUCUGCUCUGCUCACUGACUGGGGAGGUUCUUGACGGAUGUGGCGAUUGCGAGCAGGCACGGAAGCGCCACCUCUGCCCAGUACCACGUGCGCCACCUCAGCUCCUUGUCGGCCUCACUCUCUUGCCCCACCCACAUGUCGGCUAUCGUUGCGCCUUUCGGCUUAGCGCCUGACUGACCCGAUGACGCCGCCAACCUCUGCAGACGCACACACACACACACAUACACACGCUCUCAGUGCCGCUUGCACGAGGCAACCAUGGCUUCGUUCUUUUGACGUAAAGGUGUACCUUGAGUCGUGUGGCGAGCAUGAGCGCCUGUUGGUGGCAUGAGAGCAGGAUGGCCUCGAGGUCUGGCUGGAUGAGAGGCAGGUAGGCCGACGCCAUCAGGCCGCCACCGGUCCUACGAACCAUGCGCUCGUACGCUAACACAAAGAGACGCGCUGACGCCGCCAGCCUUUCGGAACCACACACACACCCGUCACUGCAGGUCUGUCGGUCAGUCGCUCUGCAUGUGGAUUGCAUACCUGUUUUCUUCCUUGGAUUUCUCCACCUCGCUGCUGCCCUCUGUUGUCUCCUGCCCCUCUUCGUCUUCCUCCAGUCGCUUCGACGACAGCACGUGGACGCGCUUGCCGCGAGCCGACCUGUGUAAGUGUGUGGGUGUCUUACUUACAAUCGCUCACCCGGUCGUGUGUAUGUGUGUGUGUGUGUGUGUGUGUGUACCUCUGCAGCUUGAUGAACAGCGGCCUCAGCUGCUGGUCCGUCAGCUUGGCAGAAAGGCAUGCAAACGCAUCGGCGAUGGCGCUCUCGACCUGUGCAAGGCCACACACGGCCGUGGUGUCAUCCUCACGGCGGUCACCUUCGUCCGUCAUGGCAUCGGAUGCACCCAACAGGCCUUCCAGCACCCUAGCCACACACACACACACACACAGGGAGAGAGAAUGCAGAAAGUGCAUGUCCGCUCCCUCCCUCCCUCCCUCCCUCUCUCACUCACCUGUCCCGCUGUGCGUCGCCCUGCCCCCUGAUGGCCAGCGGUAUAGCGACGUCCUCCCACAGGCCAGCGUGGCUGGCAAAGGUGGGCCCUCCAUAGAGCCGAUGGAUGAGUGGCUGCCAGUAGAGGGGCGUCAUGGGGGAGGGAGGGGGGUCCUCGGCCACCAUCUGGUCCGCAAGGGUGUCGAUGGCCUUGGCGGGCAGAUGGAACGCGAGCAGGAAGACCUUGGACAGGCUGGACAGCUGCUGAGCAACUGUUUCUGACACACACAAGGAGAGCGAGGGCAGAGAGAGAGAGAGAGAGAGAGCGAGAGAGAGAGAUGGGGACCGGCGUAUGUGUGUGCGGGAUCUUACCGUCGUCAGCUUUGCCCACAGCCUUGCCCAGCGUCUCCAUCGCCCGACAGACCUUCAGCCACCUCCCCUCCCGCACAGACCCCAUCACCACAGGCAUCACCGACCGCAGCGGCAUCCUCUCACCCACCGCACACACAAAACCGUCCACGGCGGCCCGCAGCUCCUCAUGCCGUGACGCAAGGUGCGUCAGGAGUGGGUGGGCGGCGAGCGUGACGCACCGAUCGAUGUGCGAGAGCAGAACGCUGCCCAGCCGAUGUGUGAGGGAGGUGAGGGCGUGCAGCGUGGUGGCGAGGAAGUUGUGAUAGCGGUCGCUGGUGCAGAAGGACUUCGUGCUGCUGCCGUCGGUUGUGUGUUGGGUGGCGAGGAGGGUCUCCAUUGCUGUCAGCAUGGCAGGCACCAUCUGAUUGCCUGGGGCCAGCAGGCUGUCCUUGUCGAGUGACGCACUGGCCGACGACACGAAAGACCCCACACACACACCAACCUGCCGUCGCACACACAACACACAGAACCGUCGACACGAAACACAGGGAGAGAGAGAAGAGAGAGAGGGGGCGAACUGACCUGCAGCAUGUCGUUCCUCCCAUCAGCCGACAGGUCUUCUUUCCACAAGGCCGGCAGCCUCUCGCCGAAGUAGCCCACCACAUGCGGCAAAACAUGGUCCGCAAACACGCCCCCGAACAGGCUGCCCGUCAGCUCCACCAGUGCGCUCGCGAACGACCAGUAGUGCCGGAGAAGGGGCGGGGGGCAGGCUGGCUCGCGUCUGAGGACUUUGCGCGCGAGGUAGGCGAGAAAUCGGCUGUAGAGGGGCGCGGCUGCUGCACUCGACGAUCGGUGAGCCUCCUGAAUGAAAAAGGCACCAUCGGUGAAGGGAAAGAGUAAGUGAAUGAUUGUGACUGUAUGUGUGUGUGAGUGUGCGUGGUCUUUCCUACUGGAAGGCUGGCCUUUUCUCGCUCGGCCUGUGUGGGGUGGUCCUUCUUGCGUCGCUUGGCUGCCCUUCUGCCCUCCUGGGACGACUCGGAAACCACCUGACGCGCCACCACGCAGACAGACGCACACCGAUACUCGCUCGCGCAACACACGAAUGGACAGCACGCUCCUGUGCCUGCCUUGCCUUUCUGUGGAGGGUUUUGAGGGCGGUCGUCAUGCGUGAGAGCAGCCGCUGCAGCACCAGGGGGGCGAACCGCUCCCCACCAUCGGUGUCGGGGUCCCCAUCCUCGGCGAUGUGGCAGCAGGAGAGGGCCAGCCGAAUGAGGCCAGACAUGGGCGACACCGACCUGUGUGGUUGUGCAGAGAGAGAGAGAGAGAGAGAGAGGAUAACGGUGCUUGGCUGUGUGUGGGAGCUUACUUGAGAGUGUCUGCGAUGACGGCGUUGCAUUGUGUCUUGAGGGUGUCGAUGUGCGGGUCACCCUCCUCUCCCUCAGCCUCGACAACAUCCACCAAACGCUGCACACACACACACACAGAGAGAGAGAGUGAAGAAAUGCCAAAGACAGACACCGUAUCAAUGCUCAAGUAAGGACGGACGGUUCUAUCAGCCAAGACGACACACCUGUAAGUAGAAAAGUGCGGUCAGCGUGUCCGUCAUGCCUCGCAGCUCCUCAUCUCCCCGACAGACCGCCUCGUCCAGCCCAGCCGCACCAGUAUAGCUCUCGAUAAACCUGGCCGCCAUCUUCAGAGCGAGAAUCGCCACUCGGCUGGCCACCGAACGAUCGCUGCAAUCAUUGCAGCACAGCAACCAGACAGAAACCAACACCAUGCUUAUGGGAUGGGGGAAGUGACGGCGGGAGCUUGGUGGGUUCGGUCACCUCACCUGGCCGUCUUGGAUUGGAGGUAGGCAGCGGGCAGCAGGGUGGUCUCCCAGCUGGUGAGGUCUUGCUGCUCGCCGGCCUCCCACUCGGCGCGUAUUCCGUCUCUGUCUGCUGAUCUCAUGUAGAGGCCGACGGCGCUGCGCACCAGCUGGCCGAUGGCUGUCAUCUGCGCAGAUGGGUCAUACCUACACACACAAGACAAGACAGAGAGAGUUGUCUGUCGUGUGUCUGUGUGUGUGUCUGAGGGGAUGUUGCCCACCGGACCGACCUUUCCAUGAUUUCCAUCCCGCAGGUGACGACGGACUCGCUGCUGGUGUCCCACCGACCGCCCCCGGCCUCAUCCCCAUGCCCGUCUGCCUUCUUCCGUUUCUUCCCCCUCCUGCUCAUCUCCUCCACCAUUUCCUCCACAUCUUUCUCCCUAUUCCGCCGCUUCGCCCAUUUUCGCACAUCGGCCGCGCCGCCCUCCUCCCAAGCCAUGCACAGCAGCAGCAGGCUGCACCCCAGCGCACCCUCCGUGCCGAUGGCGUCGAUGAGGUCGGAUGCGAUAGAGGUGAAUGUGGUUGAGAGGUGGGAGGACGGGUCGGUGAAGGAGAGGCGCGUGAGGGGGGAGAGGAGGGCGUGCAUGACGGAGCGGGACCGGCGGAUGGCCAAGGGGACCGACGCUGAGAGCAGGGACAGAGUAAAGGUGCACAGACACGCAGACACACAAGGAGAGAGGCAGUUAGAAACACACAAGCCCACAGGUAGGUAUUUAUUGUGUUCGUGUGCUUACCGGUUUCGUCGGUCGUCAUCUCUCCUUCGUCUUCCAGAAGGUCGGCCAUGACAAUGGGCCCCAGGUGAGCCCUCAGUGCCGCCAACACCACCCCGUCCGCCAGCACACCCGCAUCCCUCACAGCCACGUUGCCGAGGAUGCCCAUAACCCGCUCAAGCAGCCCUUCUCCGCCCCACCCCUCCUCCCUCGCCGCAAAACACGCGGCUGACGACGCCGCCACUCGCAGCACAGCCGAUAGCAACGGGGGCGACAGGACCAGGGAAGAGUCCGCGAGCCUCUCCAGCGCGUCAUAGAGAAGCGAAGCGGUGAACACGGUGGUUCCCUCCUCUGCAUCUUGCAUUUCCUCAUCUCCAUCUUCUUCGCCGGCAGCCGGAGAGGCCGCUAGGUCUCUCUGCAGCUGGAUAGCGAUGGACGCCAGCAGGUUCUGCGCCACUCGAUGUGUCGGCGUCUGGCUGUGGUCGUCUUGUGAUGCUGGUGGUGGUGGUGGUGGUAGGGCUGCCUGCGCGACACGGAUGAGUGUGACUGUGAGGGGGGCGGCGAGGGAUGGGCUGGACGGCGGGAGGGAGGGGUGCAGCAGCUGCGUCCGAACCACUUCGGACAAAAGCACAUCCUGCACAAGCAGACGGAGAGAGAAAAACCGGCACAUCUCAUCUGGCUCUCUCUGUGUGUGCGCCCUCCGUUGCUCACGCGAGGUGCCCGCUCUGAUGACUGUUCCGAGCCAAUCGCGUCAAGACACGCUGCUACCACUGUCCCGUCAAGCACCACGUGGCCCACCAGCCGCCUCAAAACACCAGCUACGCCACCACUGACCACCCCGUCACCAUCGCCACCCUCCUUGCCCGCACGAUACGGCCACUUCGCCCCAUUCUCGGCUAGUGACAGCACCAACUCACUCUGCUGCUGCUGCUGCUGGCCGUCCAUCGACGCCCAUACACGUGGGUGCGUCAGGGGCAGCAGCAGCCACGCCAGCCGAGCGGUCCCCUCUUUUGCCGCACCUUCGCCCUCUGGCUGCUGCUGUUGCUGUGUGAGCGCAUCCAUGAUGGGCGUGACAACGUCCGAGAGGUACGCGGACGAGAAGUGCGACCAGCCUGGUGAGGCUGUGCUGGUGCUGUCGCUGCCUCUGCCUUGGUCGGCGUCAUUGAUGAGUCGAGAGAAGACGUGCAGGAGAGUGCGGCAGGGGGCGGGAGGGGGCCCUGGGUGGUCUUGGUCUUCCUGUGGUGGUUGUGUCUGGAAGGCUGUGAUGGCGUCUUCGGCGGCUUGCUGGAUCAGUGGCAUGGCACACGACAGGAGGGUGGGGAGCGGGAGGUGGUUUAAUAGCGGAAUGGCGGAGGCCUGGAUAAAUCAACAGCCAGAAGAUAUCAGAGAUGGUCGCGAGAUCAUGGCAUCCAUCACCUGGAUGGGUGUUGGCAUCCGGCUGAUCCCCUGCAGAAUGGCCGUCCCCAGCCUCAUUGGGUCACCGCCCUUCUGAUCUCCCUCUCCUUGGCUCACAAGACUGCCCACAAUGGACGCCACCAUCGCCUGAGCGCACACACACAAACACACACACGGGAGGUGCAUGUGUGUGUGCGUGGGUAGGGUAUAUUCGUAGUCGCGUGCUGACCUGAUCUGCCUCUAUCUCAGCUUGCCUCCUUAUGAGGGCGUUCUGCAGCAUCGACCAAGUGGCCUUGUCGAGCGACACACUUGCACCUGUUGUGCCAUUCUCCUCCCCUGCAGCGCUGCACAGCGCCCCCCGGCUGCACAGCACCACCCACACAUGGUGAGCGAGAGCGUGGGCGUGUGUGUCCCUCCCUACCUCCCUCCCUCCCUGACACUGACCGUAGUGGGUUGGCGACGAGCUGCAUGGCUGCCGUUCGGACCAUCCUCGACGGCGACAUGAGCAGCAGCAAUGCCGGCACUACCACCCGCUGCAUACAGGAACACACAUACACACCUCUCACUCUCCUGCACACACCAGACCCACCUGAUCUGGCAUGCCCUUGCCGCCCCUCUGCUCGCUCUUCAGCGCCUCAUCCACCAAAGACAGUCCAUUGACGCUCGCCGCCUCACUAGCCACCACAUCGGUGUCACCAGAAGGGGCCGACAGCGAUCUGAUGGCCACGCCCAUUGCGGCAGUGAGGGCGAGGGGACGUGAGGACGCCAGCACGGCCUGCAGGGGCGCCUGGAACGAUUGUGGGUCGGUGAGGCACAUGCGGGUGACGGUGACGAUGAGCGGCUCCUUCUCUUGAACUGUGGGGGUGAGGGGAACGGUUGGGUCGAUCCUGGUGGCGAGGGUGGCGAGGGAGGUCAUGCCGUCGUUGAGACACGAUUUGACACCCCGGUGGACCUCCUCUGCAGACGGAGAGAAAGAGAGCAUCUAAUGUGUGUGUGGAUGGAUGGGAUGUGCAGGACCUCCAUUGGCCUUUCUCUGCAUGACGCCCUCCCACAAACUCUGGACCAUCCCUUUGAGCCGAUCCACCGUGUCCUCCUCCUCGGUCAAAGACGCCCUGCUCCCCAGGGCAUCAACGGCCACAUCCAGGAGGGCCCCACACGCCCACACCCCACCUGCUCUCAAACACAGAGGCACGAGUGACAUCCAUCCAUCAUCCUUUGUGUGUGUGUACCGAUGGGUCCGCCUUCGACUGUGAUGGCCUGUGGGAUGGUGAUGAGGAGCGGUGGGGUGAAGGGCUGCAGGCAUGGUGACGUCACCCUCAGGAAGAGCGCCCGCGACUGACGCAGAGACGACACACACCUGACAGACAUACACACACACAGAGAUAUGAUCACAUGGAUGGAUGGAUGGAUGGAUGCCGCACCUGCCAUAGACUUCUUUACACUGAUUCAGGCCGCCAGCGCCAUCACCACCGCCCCUCUCCCUUCUCCCCUUCACUCUCAGCCCCCCCAACGACACCGACCUCACGCACCCAACCAGGCCGCCCAGAAACACUUCCACAUUCGCCUCAUCCGUCCCCAGAGCGGCCGCGAGGUCCUCAGGGGUGUCAUAGUCGUUGACAGCGUGUAACAGGGUGAGCAGGAGAGGCAGCAGGCAGGGUGGACAGAAGGGCGGGAUGGAUGCUAGCACGAGCGGGAGCAGGCGCGACGCGCGGGAAGAGGCGAAGAGCGCCUGACCACACACACACACACGCACACACAGAAAAGUCCACAGAGUGUGUGGGUUGGCCUCUACCUUGAGCAGCGUCAUUGCUGGCCGGUCGUCGCCUGCCGACGUGAUGGUGAUUGGUGGCGUGUUGUCCUCCACCAGCCGCACUAGCAGGGACACCAAGAGGCUCGAUGACGUGUCAGCGGGGACCAAUCGCCACAGUGAGGAGCACGACAGCACCUGACCCAUUCAUGAUACACGAGAGUGGAUGGGGGGGAUGGGUAGGUGAGAGAGGGAGGGAGGGGGUGUCACCUCACUUUGUGUGCGGUGUCCGUGUCUGUGUCGAACAUCCGAUCGGCGACAAAGGUCGCGAGGGAUGAAAGUGCGGUGCUGCCCUCCUCCGACUCUUGGGCUGCCCGCUCCUCAAUGUAGCUGAGGGCCGCAGUCACCGACUGGAAAACCAAGCCACCCCACCCCAACAGACCACACACAUGGACAUGCGACUCUUGUGUGUUGUUUCUUCUUUCUGCAUACCUGUGCCCUGAUCUGAUCGUUGCUGUCGACGAGCGCCUCGUACACACUCAUGUUCGACGCCUUCGUGGGCAGCGCCAUGGCGGCCCCACCAGCAGCAGUGGCAGAGAGCGUCAGAAACCUCACUAGAGGCGUGCAUGGAGCCUGUGACACACACCACCCCCCAACACACACACACACGUCUUGCUCUGGUGUGUUUAGUGUGCGUGUGUGUGUGUGUGCGUGCGGGUCGCUUACGUUGCAUUGCUUGAGGGUGUCCCCGAGUGCCUGAUGUAUGACGGCAGGGUCCCGCACCUCAAUGGCCUUGAAGAGCGAUCUCAAAGCCUCCAUCAAAGCCGGGGGGCCGGGCUCGUGACACGGCCCUCCUGCACACACACACACACACACACACGCGCACACACGAUAGAUGACGAGUGUCUGUUUGUCUGUCUGUCGGAUACCAGGAUAUACCUCACUCUCUGCUGACCGUUCUGCUGGUCGUCUGCUGCGGGGGGUUUCCUUGCGGCUGAGUGAAAGGCGUCGAAGAGGGCCAGUGUGAUCUCGUAGAGAUACCGCUGGGACACACAGCCGGCAGCCGACGACUCGCCUGAAAACACACACACAUACACACACAGAAGAGUGGCAAGAGGCAUGCUGGAGACCACUCUCACCUUCCGGCACUUCGAACAGGCUGCUCAGCAAGCCCAUGGCUGCCUGCCCGUCGUCAGGGGCAGUUGCCUUGUCGCUCCCUCCAUGCGAGUCGGCAAUGACGGCGAUCGCCGACUGCACCAACGCCGUGAGCAGGGAGGAAAGGUCAUGCUGCUCUCGGUCCAGCUGACGCACAAGAGAAGGCGCGAGCGCAGAUAAUUGAUGGCAUUGUGGGUUCUGGCGUACUCACCUGUCCGAGGGCGUCCAGGAGAUCGUCCUUCGCCCCACACAGCGCCAGCACGCUCUUGCGCGGAAUCACACCGCCAACGGGCAUACCGUCUUCUCUUUUGGCGGCGUGCAUGUCGAUGAGCUUGGUGAGCACUCGCAGGGAUGGCACCAGGCCGACAGGCCCGUCGGUGGUCUUGAGUGCGGUCUGGACGAGUGGGUGAAUGGCCGACUGAGUGACGGGGAGGGAGAGGGGGGUGGUGGUGGCGAGGGCGUCCAGGACAGCCAAACAUGCUGACAUGACGAGAGCAGGAUAAUGCACUCAUUGGAUUGGAUGAGUGCGUGUAUGUGUGUGUGGGCGUGGGUGGAUGUACCUUACCUGCUCUCAGCUCCUUCAUUUUGGCGCCUCCCCUUUUGAGGCCACUGAUGACCACCUCCAACACCUUGCGCACAAACCCGUCACUCACCUCUCUUCUCCCAGAACCUACACCAACAACGCGCAUCUUUACCUGUGUGCCUAUGUGCCUCCGAUCCUCUCUCAUUUUCUCUCUCUCUCUCUCUCUCUCUCUGUGUGUGUGUGUGUGUGUGUGUGUCGAGCUCACCAAGGCAAUCGCACACGACGGAAGCGAAUAGCGUGCAGUAAGGCAGGUUCCUCCUCUUGGGCUGGAUGACGAUCCGCUGCAGUGUGGCCGCCAUGGCGUCCAGCACCGACAGGUCCCUGCCCAUGAUGUGGUUGACCAAAGUCGACCGCUUGAUCGGCACCAGGGUCUCCCGCACAGAUGACAGAAACGCCCUGCACACCAUACAGCGAGGCAGAUAAGGAUGUGUGUUUGUGUGCGGAUGCACCUCUGUCAGGCCCACCGACCAUUGGCUGUGUGUGGGUAUGUUGAGCAGGGCCACGAGUUUGGCGAAGGGGAGAGAGUCGUGGAAGGGCAGGAACACGCUGAUGAUGUGGUCGGGCAUGUGAGUCUGGAUGCUGUGCUGCCGGAUCAGAUACUCGAGGCAGUGCUGGGCCUGACAGACACCCACACCCACACCCACACAUACACCCACACAUACACCCACACAUAUGGCCACCACACACACAAAGACACAUGCCAUGAGUGAACGGUGCAGUGGUGAUGUUCUCACCUCCUCGCGCAGCAAGUGCGGCGACAGCAGGUCCAACAGCUUGCCGACCAUCUCGUCCAUCUCCCCCGCCUCAUCCUCACGCAUAAACGACCUGUCCUUCCUCCGGCCCUCAAACACGGCACUCACCUCGCCCCAGCCGUCUGACUCAUGCCCUCCCUCUGUGGCCAGUUCGGCGAAGCUGUUGGCUGCCAGCUCGUGGAUCACCGAGUCUUCCACAAACGCCGCUUGUCGGAAGUCGAAGAGAAGGGAGGGAACGCCUCGCUUUGGCGGCGCGAUGAUUUGCCGGUCCGUGCGGAGCCGCUGAAGCUGCUUCUCGAGCUCGCUCGGCAUGGAUGUGGGCAGAUGCUGACAGAUCUCGCCUUGGCGAUGGCUGGGCGAGUCAACAACAAGCAGAACCUGGCAAACAAGCCAAG
Molecule: messenger RNA, 10780 nt
Organism: Vitrella brassicaformis
Lineage: Eukaryota; Vitrellaceae
Source: the annotation of a GenBank genome assembly